Oncorhynchus masou masou (cherry salmon) is the source of this 10560-nucleotide messenger RNA. It is a transcript of the gene col4a3, whose product is annotated as collagen, type IV, alpha 3. The transcript has 52 exons. Bases 413 to 5422 code for a protein of 1669 amino acids. Gene Ontology annotation, biological process: extracellular matrix organization. Gene Ontology annotation, cellular component: basement membrane; collagen trimer. Gene Ontology annotation, molecular function: extracellular matrix structural constituent conferring tensile strength. NCBI's taxonomy places the organism in Eukaryota, Metazoa, Chordata, Actinopteri, Salmoniformes, Salmonidae. The record is from RefSeq and is a predicted model, not a curated record.
ACUUGACAGUACUCACUUUCACAACAUAGACAUAGAAUAUUUUUUUCGACGCUUGUAUGUCCCACUCGUUGUUAUUAUAUAUCAGUGGUUCUACUUUUUAGCCUAUGACUUGGGUGUAUUAAUUAGCCUUAACAUACUUAGCUGUCACAGGUGUGAAUGGGGCUCAAAGGGUAAAGGCACUGUCCUGAGGGAGGUUAUCUUUGCCACGCGCAGGAUCUUCGGAUAGUGAGUUACACCACCAACUAUCAAAGUGCAGAAACCUGUCGCAGUGAUAGCGAGCAGUAGGCUAUUUCUUCUUAUUUCUAAAAGCGAGUUAUUCAGGGGGGCUGCUGCAUCGAUUUUACAGUUACAAAGAUAACCACCUGAAACGGGGCUUACGCCAACGGUGUAUGGAACUGCUGUAGGUAAUGAAAUGACAUACUUUCUCACUUUUUCCCCACUGCUCCUGAGCGUCCUGUUGCUACUGCUCAGCGGCAUCAUCACACCUGCAUACACAGAUGAUGUGUGUAGCUGCACCGGAAAGUCCAGGUGUCACUGUGAUGGAGUAAAAGGCAGUAAGGGUGAGCCUGGGUAUCCAGGUUAUGAUGGGUUGCCAGGAGUGGUUGGUUAUCCAGGUUUUGAAGGUAAUCCUGGACCUUUUGGCCCUAAGGGAAAUCUUGGCUUUCCUGGAUUGUCAGGACCCAAAGGCUCACGGGGUCUCCCUGGGAAACAUGGGUUCUCUGGACCACCUGGGCAGCCAGGAAUCCCAGGAAAUGAAGGACCAAUGGGGCCAUCAGGAACCCCAGGAUGCAAUGGGACGAAGGGGGACAGUGGAUACCCAGGGUUACCUGGGGUGCCGGGACCUGUUGGAUUACCAGGUGUUCAUGGAUUGCCAGGAUUUAAGGGAGACUCCUACUACUUCCCACCCGCUGCUGAGGUUGAUGGAGAUCUUGGACCACAAGGGAGAGAUGGUGUCAAGGGACAGAGAGGGUUACCUGGACGGCCGGGUCUUCCUGGGCUGGAUGGACCGAGCGGGACUCCAGGAUUACCUGGUUUAACAGGUGUACAGGGAGAGAAGGGCCAGGAAGGUCCAAGCCCUGUAAUUCCAGGCCCAAGAGGUCAAAAGGGUGACCAAGGCCCUCCCGGGAUACCUGGACAGAAGGGCAUAAAGCUGUAUGCAGAGGGACCCAAGGAACUGAAGGGGGAGCCAGGUGAUACCGGAGAGAAGGGGUGUACAGGCCAGCAUGGUCUCCCUGGGCGUCGUGGAUAUAAAGGGAACAAAGGCGACCAAGGAGAACCUGGAGCUCUGGGGAAACCUGGGAAAGAUGGGGACCCUGGGACCUAUGGAAUUCAGGGUGAGAAAGGUGAUGUGGGCUACCAGGGACCUCCUGGAACAGAAGGUUCAAUGGGUGACAAAGGUGACCGCGGACCCACAGGUCCUCCAGGGGAUUUGAUUCAGAUCAAUGGGAGAAUCAAAGGCUUGCAGGGUUUUCCUGGGCCCCUCGGACCCCCUGGCUAUACUGGUAAUCAAGGUGUGAUUGGUUUUCCUGGAAUGAAGGGGGAACCAGGGUUGUCUUUCCCUGGGGCCCCUGGGAAUCCUGGUCCCCCUGGUUUAGCUGGGGAUAAAGGGGAGAGGGGGGAGCCUGCCCCCUACAUAAUUGGCCCCCCUGGACCCACUGGCCCCCCUGGAAACGAUGGCCCCAUAGGCGACCGUGGUCCCCCUGGAAUUCCAGAUCUGUUGAGAGGCAACCCUGGACCACCCGGUCCUAAAGGCAUCAAAGGCAUCCCAGGACAACCAGGAGAUAGAGGCGGGUUUGGAGAAACAGGUGAGAAGGGUGAUGUCUGUCGACUCUGCACGCCCACUAAUAUUAGCCCUGGACCACCUGGACCUCCCGGAGAGCCUGGUAGGCCUGGAGAUACAGGUCGAGAUGGUGAUCCUGGAUCCAAGGGAUCUAGAGGAGUCAAAGGUCUUGGAGGUCCACCAGGUCCACAGGGUCCCUAUGGUUUACCAGGUGUGCCAGGUUCUACAGGACCCAAGGGGGACAAAAGUCCCAUGUCCCCAGGAGACAGGGGGCCUGUUGGCUCACCUGGGGCUCCUGGAGUUCCUGGGAGCGAUGGGACUGACGGGGUCCCUGGAUACCCAGGACUGAAAGGCCAGCCUGGGCUAAAGGGCAACCCUGGACCUCCGGGGCCCAAGGGUGAUCGGGGCGAUGCCGGCUCUCAGGGUAUACGUGGACGGACAGGCCAGAUGGGGACUCAGGGCCCCCCAGGUGUGGGGCCCCCAGGGGGCCCUGGACAGAAGGGCAACCUGGGGGUGCAAGGCCUGCGAGGGAGACCUGGAGAUCCAGGAGAGAAAGGCUCAGCGGGUGAGACGGUAACAACCACAGGAGACCCAGGACUGAAGGGAGAGAAGGGUCAUCAAGGCAACCCAGGACCUUCAGGGAAUCCUGGUAUAAAUGGCUAUCCUGGCUUCCCUGGCAAUUUCGGCACCAAGGGGGAUAGAGGUCUGUCUGUCCGGGGCCCUCCUGGCAACACUGGGCCUAAAGGUGAGAAGGGCCAGCCGGGGGUUGCUGGUGCCCCAGGGAUUGGUAGUAUGGGACGACCAGGACCAUCCGGAGCUCCCGGGAUGCCAGGUCCUAAGGGUGAUUUCAGACCAGGGCUCCCAGGGCUGCCAGGUAGACCAGGCCCCCCAGGGGAGGAUGGUUCUCUGGGGCUGACUGGAGACUCUGGUCUGCCUGGGCUUGGGAGAUCGCCUGGCCUACCAGGAAGAGAUGGUCCACAGGGAGACAGAGGCAGUAAAGGUGCUGAGGGCUUGCCUGGUCUGCCUGGGGUUGCUGGGGAGUGUACGCUAGGCAUUCCAGGCACUCCGGGGGCUGUAGGUCUCAAAGGAAUCAUUGGCUUAACAGGGACCAGAGGACAGAAGGGCGUGCAGGGCGAUUCAGGUCUGCCUGGCAGAGGGGCCCCAGGAUUGAUUGGGCCGUUUGGACGGCCCGGGUUUGAUGGACCCCCAGGACCUGGGGGGGCUGCCGGCCUGAAUGGAUUCAGAGGAAGAGAUGGUGUACCUGGGGUACCAGGCCUGAGAGGAGACAUGGGGCCAUCAGGAGCGUGUGGUACACCAGGACCAGAUGGAGGCCCAGGACCAGGGGGACGACUUGGCCCUAAAGGUCUGAUGGGUGCUGAUGGGGUGAAGGGCCGUGUAGGAGCCAGGGGACCUGUGGGAGAUUCUGGGGCUCCUGGCGAUAUUGGAGUCACAACAUACAUCGAGGUCCCUGGGGACCCUGGGGACCCAGGACCUAGAGGUCUAAGGGGCUUAACAGGUGCCAAAGGAGAUCUAGGUGUGAUAGGGCACAAUGGAGCCAGUGGCAAGGAUGGGAUUCCCGGGAGCGCCGGGCCGCAAGGUGCUGUUGGCGACCCAGGCAGAGAUGGCCAGAAAGGAAGUCCUGGUUUCAAUGGAAAUCCUGGAGUCGCAGGAGAUAUGGGUGUGCCAGGUGUAAAGGGUGAGAAAGGGGGAACAGGAGGUCGUGGAGAGCCUGGUUCAUCGGGAAGACCAGGUCCAAAUGGAGUAAAUGGAGUGAAAGGAGAGCCCAGCCUCCCUGGACCAGGAGCUAAAGGACGACAAGGAGAAAAGGGAGUGCCAGGGUUUCCAGGUUUUCCAGGAGAGAAGGGGGAGAUGGGUGUAGCGGGGAGGUUCGGAACCCUGGGGGCCAUCGGCCCCACAGGUCCCAAGGGAAGAGAAGGACUACAGGGAUCACGAGGACCUCCGGGACCAGCCGGGGAGAAGGGCAUUAAUGGUCUCCCAGGCAAUGCUGGCUGUCAUGGCCAGAAUGGCCUGCAAGGGAGCCCAGGAUUGGCUGGUGACCCAGGGACUGCAGGCCCCAGAGGUUCCCAGGGUAGAGAUGGCAUCCCUGGCCCAGCAGGAGAGAAAGGAGACAUGGGAGCCCCUGGCAUUGGACCAAAAGGCACAGACGGAAAGACGGGCCAAUCUGGACUUAAGGGGGAUGUGGGGAUACCUGGCCGCUUUGGCCCUCCUGGUCCCUCAGGGCCUUUGGGGGACAUUGGACCUCCAGGCCCCCCUGGUCCUAUGGGUCUAUCUGGAAGUCCUGGCCGGGAUGGAAUGUGCUUUGAAGGGCUAAAAGGAGACCGUGGACAAAAUGGUGUCCCUGGACCCCAAGGUAUGCAGGGGCCACGGGGACCUCCUGGUCCACCAGGACCUGGCUUUAAAGGAGAUAAAGGGAACAAAGGUGCCAUGGGCCUCCUGGGUACACCUGGGUACAGAGGAGACACAGGGGUACAGGGCAGACCAGGUAAUGAUGGCAGACCAGGUGGUUUGGGAGUCAAAGGGGAGAUGGGACAGUUAGGAGACAUCGGACCAAACGGUCAGAAAGGAGAUGCAGGACCUGCAGGACCUGUAGGUUGCCUUGGACAGAAAGGGCAGUCUGGAGCACCAGGGCCUAAGGGGAAAGAUGAUCUCACCGUGGCGGUACUGAUCCCCGGAGAACAGGGGCUGCCGGGUGACCUGGGGGCCAGAGGAGAGCCUGGACCCACAGGAGCUCAGGGACGCAACGGACCACCAGGACUCCCAGGUCCAAAAGGUGUCUUGGGCCUAGAUGGGCCAAUAGGACUGCCUGGAUUCCAGGCAGCCAAGGGAGACAGAGGGUUCCCUGGACCACAAGGUAUCCAAGGUGAGCAGGGGACUCCAGGAGCCAAAGGCCCCCGGGGCUCUCCAGGUCCUUACUUUGCCGGGCCAAUAGAGGACGGCUUCCUCUUCACCCGUCACAGCCAGAGGCAGAAUGUGCCCCAGUGCCCAGGGGGCAGCAACUUCAUCUACUCCGGAUACUCCCUCCUCUUCAUCAACGGCAACAACAGAGGUCAUGGCCAGGAUCUGGGUACACUGGGAAGCUGUCUGCCUCGUUUCUCUACCAUGCCCUUCUUAUUCUGCAACACGGACAGCACGUGCCGCUACGCCUCCCGUAACGACUACUCCUACUGGCUGUCCACGGAUGAGGCCAUGCCAAGCGACAUGGCCCUCAUCUCUGGUGGUUCACUGGAGAGCUAUGUCAGCAGGUGUGCAGUGUGUGAGACCAAAGCAAACAUCAUCGCUGUUCACAGUCAGACCAACCAGAUCCCUGUUUGUCCACGGGGCUGGCUCUCUCUCUGGGCUGGCUACUCUUUUGUCAUGCAAACAGGGGCUGGAGCGGAGGGCUCUGGCCAGCCCCUGGCCUCUCCGGGCUCCUGCCUAGAAGAGUUCCGGAAGAUUCCCUUCAUUGAGUGCCAUGGGCGAGGGACAUGCAACUACUACACUGACUCCUACAGUUACUGGCUGGCCUCGCUGGACCCCGAAAACAUGUUCAGUAAACCCAGGCCUCAGACAGUGAAGGGAGACUGCCCGGGUAGUAUAGUCAGUCGUUGUCAGGUCUGUAUGAAGCAGUGGCAGCGACCCUAAGAGCUAAAGAACUGAUGGGGAAUGAACUGGAGAUGCACCUCCCACUCUCAGCCACUGUAGGGCAACAAAGAGACGGAUUAAUUCUUGCAUUUCAAUCAUGGUGCUUCCUGGGAGACCAAAGGAUGUCUCAGUUCUUACAAGUGCUGAUCCUCGUUUCCAUGUUUCCUCCCCUCCAGUCCUCUCCUCGCCUCACUUUGACGUUUUCAGCAAGGGAAGGACAGAAGGAGAGCGCACAAUGAAACUAGGAAAUACUAUUGAGAUGCAACCCAGUAGUGGCCUCUGCUCAAUCUGACGUUUUGUUCUCAGUUUUACGGCUUGUCUGUAUUUUGUUUGUGUUGUUAAACCACAUGACUGUUUUACGGUAGAUGGUCAGUGUGAUCCAGGGCUCGAUUCAAUCAGUUCAGCAUUAAGCCGUGAUAACCGACAACUGCUUAGCAUAAUCAUGCGAUGACGGAGGUGUAACUGCGUUGGAGCCGAUGGCACUAUCAAAUUAAUGUUUUUUGAUAGCUCCAAAAGUUAAUAUGUUGUCACAUGUGCUAGCAAAGCAGAGGUCCUGGGUUUGAGCCUCAGUGUGAGACAAAUCAGGAGGAAGUGGUUCUUGCUAAUCAAGCAGUGUGAUGUCAGUAGCAGUGGUGGCAUGACCCGGAUGCACAGUUGGGCUUAGGUCGACAGCUGGGGUCACUCUCUUUCAAGCGAGUUUAGAAGGGUUGGAAGUUUACAUGCACUUAGGUUGGAGUCAUUAACUUUUUUUCAACCACUCCACACAUUUCUUGUUAACAAACUAUAGUUUUGGCAUCUACUUUGUGCAUGACACAAGUAAUUUUUCCAACAACUGUUUACAGACAGAUUAUUUCACUUAUUAUUUCACUGUAUCACAAUUCCAGUGGGUCAGAAGUUUACAUACACUAAGUUGACUGUGGCUUUAAAUAGCUUGGAAAAUUUCUGAAAAAUAUGUCAUGGCUUUAGAAGCUUCUGAUUGGCUAAUUGACAUCAUUUGAGUCAAUUGGAGGUGUACCUGUGGAUGUAUUUCAAGGCCUACCUUCAAACUCAGUGCCUCUUUGCUUGACAUCAUUGGAAAAUCGAAAUAAAUCAGCCAAGACCUCAGAAAAAAAAUGUGUAGACCACAAGUCUGGUUCAUCCUUGGGAGCAAUUUCCAAACGCCUGAAUGUACCACGUUCAUCUGUACAAUAAUUCUGAAAAAGCUAUCAUGAAUCCUUCAUACAUCCUUUGGUUGUUGAAAGCAUCUACCCGCUCUGACAACUUAACUUAUAAACAUUGAUAAAUCAUGUUAAACAUAAAGACACAAAUAACAUUUGUUUUCUUUUGGAAUUCAUGAUUUCAAGCUCAAAUGAUUAAUACCAUUGAAUACUUGUACAGUAAAUGCUUCUUUAACAGCUGGUCCAGGGUAAAAUGGUUGUUUAACUCAAUGGUAAGGAGUAGGAUGGGGGUUGAGAAAGAGAUGACCCUAGAACAGAUGUUAACAGCAAAAUAACCAUAACCUUGUUGUGUAUUAUGCUAACUUAUAGUACACAAGUAUAAACACCAUAAAACAAACCGCCAUAAAAAGCAAGACUACGGACUGCAAUUGCACAUGGGGACAAAGAUCGUACUAUUUGGAGAAAUGUCCUCUGGUCUGAUGGAACAAAAAUAGCAGGAUGAAUUCUGAAGUGUUUAGGGCUAUAUUAUCUGCUCAGAUUCAGCAAAAUGCUUCAGAACUCAUUGGACGGCACUUCACAGUGCAGAUGGACAAUGACCCGAAGCAUACUGCGAAAGCAACCCAACACUUUUUUAAGUCAAAGAAGUGGAAUGUUCUGCAAUGGCCAUGUCAAUCACCUGACCUGAAUCCAUGCAUGUCACUUGCUGAAGGCAAAACACCCGAAGAACAAGCAGGAACUGGAAACAGUAAAGGCCUGGCAGAGCAUCACCACGGAAGAAACACAGCAUCUGGUGAUGUCUAUGGGUUCCAGACUUCAGGCAACCAAGUAUUAAAACUCACAAUUUAAGUUAUGAUUGUUAGUUUGUCCAGUUACUUUUGAGCCCCUAAAAUUGUAUAAAAAUGGUUGUAAUUCCUACACAGUUCAUACAAUAAUUUUGACAAAACCCUUAAACUAAAUAUGAAAGACUACACUUAAAGCACAUAUUGAUUGUUUCCUUUCAAAUCCAUUGAGGUGGCGUACAGAGCCUAAAUGAUGCAAAUUUUGUCACUGUCAAAAUACUUAUACCUGACUUGAUUAUAUAAAUAAUGACACGCAAAAAUCAUUCAACAAAAUAAUAAGGAUUUAUAUCAGCCUUAUCAAGGUCUGGAUUCACACUUUCCAGUGUUUGAACUUGUAAUGGCAUGGGAUGUUUACUAAUGCGACUUGGUGUAUAAAGUUGGGUACUGCUUGUGGAUUUGACAGCUCCAAUGCAAUUACACCACCGACACGGCCCUAAACAAAACAAAUUAUAUGCUAUGCAGUUGUUGAAUAUUGUGGGUUAACGCUGAACUGAUUGAAUCUAGGCCCCAGUCUUUUUUAUACAUUUGAAUGGAAAGUUAACUGCCUGACAAAGUUUCUGACUGCCUGAUGGCUCUUGUUGGAUGCUAUGUAACAAGGAGGAGGAAUGCUGUCUUCACACAAAAGUAAAAAAUAAUACUAAAUGUGUUGUGCAAAAGUAAAAUACGCACACACAAAAAAGAUCUAAAAUAAUCCACAAUUCAUGGUGCAAAAGUGAAACAUGCUUUUAAAAAGAGUGAUCAUCUUUUGUACCUUUCCCUCUCACAUUUAGUCAAAUAAAAAUAUGAAUUUCCCUCUGAAUACAGAGAUGUUUUGCAGUGUGCAUAAUAGCCUCUCCUUCUCCUUACUGCUACUACGGCUCCAUUACCUACAGCAUGCUGACUGAACACAUUUUGGCUGGGCAGAAACAACUUUUUCUCAUGACUGGAUACACAUUUCAAUGAAAAGUUAAGAUUGAAUUCCACCACUUUUAAACCUCAUAUUCAUUAUCUCCAGCACCAUACCACAUAUGUGCAAACGGCACGUUUUACAGUCUGUAGUAAAAUGAUAAGAAGAAAAGGUCCUAAGAAAGUGCCACAUGAUGAUGUCAUCAACAGUAAAAAAGUAAUAAUGUUGUUGUAAAUAAUGAAUAUAAGUUUAAAAAGUGGUGGAAUUCCACUUUAACUGUCUGGCCAGUUACCUGAUGGCCUGUUUGUUUGUUGAAUGUUAUGUUGUCCAUUGGGUGCUAUGAGUAUGCUAGCAAUCUGGUAGAAGAUUGGUACCUUAUUGGGGGUACCUUACCCCAAAGCUAAUCUUAACCAUUAGGGGGAUGAAAGAAGAUGAUCAGUCAGUUACAGAUCAGCCGUUAAGGCCAGACAGCUGAACUAGGAUCAGUUUUGAUAUCUGCAAUUGAGUUUUGAGGGAAAAGCAUUAUCAUUUCACUUAAAGCCAGCAAGUAUAAUGCACUGUCAUAAAAAAUAUAUGAUACUCUAACAAUAUCUUAGUAGCAUCUCAGUGAUCCUGAGUUAUUAACAAUAUUUUUGAGUCACAUAGAAAGAUUGAACAGAUGUGUCUGUAUAAAAGAUUGAGAGCCAAUACAUGCUUAUAAAAAUGCAUUAUACCGACAUAAGUAAAGUAUUACCAAAAAAGCAUUUAGCAAUGAAACGUGUCGCUCAUAUCACUAGAUCUGAUUUCAUUAGAAGUUCUUAGUAACUUUAUCUUACAUUUCUAAACACUGUAGUUGGUUGAAUACUGCUGUAUACCCACAAUGGACAUAGAGCAAUUAUGUUGUAAUAAUCACUUUGUCAGGGAGAUAUUGAAUAAUAUCAUUAAGCAUUUGUUAACAUGCUCUCAACUUGGCCCUUUAAAAAGAUUGAGCUUAAGUGUAGUAUUUAUAUGGAGAGAUACAGUUAUCAUUAUUUCACUGUCCAUUGGCGUGUUGCAUAAAAUUCAAUUUCGACUCUUUCUAUGUAUUAUUUCCAAUGGAACCAUGGCCACUGUGUUGAUCACUUUUAAUACCAAAGUGAGUAGGCUAUGCAUUUCCAUUUUAUCUGUACAAUAAUAUCACCUUGGUUUCCUUAUAGCUUUCCAAUAUUGUGCCUUGCCUCCAGCCUUUUAACUGACAUAGUGUACCAAGUGCUUCCUUGCUUUUCAAACAAAAUAUUGUACUGUACUUGACACAAACAAAAGCAAUUCAGAUAAAUACCCAGAAAAGUGUUGUCUUAAUGAAUUAGUGGAUACUGUUGCACUCUUUUGUAUAACAUAUGUACUUCAUUAACAUUGUGUUCCGAUGCUCAUUUCUGUGUGGUGAAUGUUGUCAGCCUUGAGUUGAAUGGUUUUCUGUUCCAGGUGGUGCUAAAUUAACACAAAGGUACAGGAAUGACUUAACGUUCUGCCAUACUACUGUGUAUAUCAUCUACUGUAUCAUCUUAAUUUAUCUCAGCCAGAAGCAUAGGGGUAUGAUAACUUAAACUGCCAUGUAUAACUGCGCAUGGAAAUGAACUCAAAGGUCGCUCUUGUUAUUCUGUAUUGCAAGCAGCAGCCACAUGUAUUAAACAAAUAAGGGUUUCAGACCCCAUUGCAUGCCCAAUGGUUUUCCCUCAAUGGUUCUAAUGAACCGAAACAGUUCAGAAUGGAAUCUGUCUGGGUUCAUCACACCUGUCUGUGUGUUUUCUGUGCAUGCUUGCGUGCUGUGGUGGAAAUUAUUUCUGCAUGUGAAAGACAAGCCUGGCUUCUCCCCUCUCUGGGUACCAGGUGACUGAGCCCCGGUGAGGGAGGAAGUGCAACUGCCAACACCAGAGUCCAAAGGGAUACAUUCUAAUAACAAGCAUAUCAUAUAAGCAUAUUAUCCGGAUAAGACAUCUUAAUUAUCUAUGUUACCUAACUAAUUCUGAUUAUUCCGCCACAGUGCGAUUGUGCGUGUGUGUGUGCGUGCAUGUGGGUCCGAUGCAAAUGUUCUGUGCCGUUGAAAUGCUGCAACCCAUAAAUGUCAUUUACAUGUCCUUUUAACAAGCCUCAAGCUCUGCUAUACCAUUAAUCAUACAGUUGUACAGUUAAUCUGUAAUUUCCAAGCUCAAUAGUGUAGUUGUAACACAGUUAGAGAAAUGUAAGUAGGCAUGAAAAUAUUUAAUUGUAAUAAAUUGUUCAUUUUUCCCUGCUAGUUUA